This is a messenger RNA of Danaus plexippus (monarch butterfly), 1486 nucleotides long. RefSeq names its product cell cycle checkpoint control protein RAD9A (gene Rad9). Lineage: Eukaryota; Metazoa; Arthropoda; Insecta; Lepidoptera; Nymphalidae. The record is from RefSeq and is a predicted model, not a curated record. The transcript is spliced from 3 exons. Gene Ontology annotation, biological process: mitotic intra-S DNA damage checkpoint signaling; DNA repair; cellular response to ionizing radiation. Bases 257 to 1420 code for a protein of 387 amino acids. Gene Ontology annotation, cellular component: checkpoint clamp complex.
CGACAUGACAUAAUACAAUAUACUUAAUAGUAAUAAUUGAUGCCUGUAAUAAUAAAAAAAAUAUAUAUAAUGUUAGUAACUGUUGCGUACUUUAUAUCAACGUCAAAAGUUAUUCCAUUUUAAUAUUUAAUACUAAGUAAGAAUAAAACUGGAAAAUACAACAAAUACUUAAAAUUCAGCAGUGUGUUUUUUCGUCUAGAAGUUAUAAUGUUCCAUUUUUCUAUAAAAUAAUUAUUACAUUUUAAUUAAAAUAAAAAUGAAAUGUCACGUACCUGGUCCGAAUGUUAAAGUUUUAGCAAGAACUGUUCAUGCUUUAGCAAGAUUUGGUGAUGAAUUGUAUUUGGAAUCCCUCCCAGAUUGUAUACUAUUGAGAACACUCAAUGCCUCCGAAAGCGCCUAUGCAAUGGUUAAAUUAAACAAAAAUUUCUUUUCGCAUUUUAAUUAUAAUUAUUAUUCUAUAGAAAAUGAUGGAUUAAAAUGUAAAAUUUCCAUGAAAUCUGCAUUAAAUGCUUUUAAAUCCCCUGCACAUAUGGACAAACAGGUUGAGAAUCUUGAGAUUAAACUUGAUCCUCACUCUUCAAAAUUAAUAUUUCAACUCAAAUGUAAGCAUGGUAUUGUUAAGACCCAUUAUGUGUCAAUAUUGGAUUGCAAAGCCAUGCAAGCAAUUUACACAAAAGAUUUAGUGCCUAACAGAAUAACAUCAUCUCAAAGGCUGUUCUCAGAAGCUAUAGGAAAUUUUCAAUGUUCAGAUGAUCAAGUAACGCUAGAGGUGACAAGUGAAUCACUUAUAAUUAAAAAUUUUGGCGAUACCCCUACAGACCUUUCAAGGAUUAUUAGAAGUCAAGUCACAAUUAAACCGUUUGAGUUCAGCAGUUAUACUAUUGGGACGGACACCAAUAUUACAUUUACAAUGAAAGAAUUCAGAGCAUUGUUAGGCUUUGCUGAAGGCUUAAAUCUGCCCGUGCAACUACAUUUUGAGAUUACCGGUAAACCUGCAGUAUUUAUAGUACAUAAUGGUACUACUAUUGAGGCACAUUUUGUAUUAGCUACCUCAAAACCUGAUAUAGCAACUCAAUAUACAUCUCAACAAACAACAAAUUCAGAAAGAAAAAGGAAAGAUGACUCAAAUGAUAACAAUAUCUCAGCUAAAAAGGCACAUCUAGAAGAAGAUCUAUUGAAUCAGUUCCAAGAAGAUUCAAAUUUGUUUAAUUAUAUACCAAAUAAUAUAUCACAGAAUGUGAUUGAAAAUAUAAAUAAUUUAGAAAAGGCAGAUUCCAUAGAUACAAACCGUGAUAACAUUCCAGCAUCGCCGACAUCCAAAAUGAAAAUAGCAUCAGUAUUUAAAAGGUGCUUUGAGAGCACUUUUGACCCUAGGAUAAUUCAUGGUGUAGUGUUAGCUGAGAACUCUGAUAGUGACUAAUGAGAUUUAAAGUGUCUGCUGUGUUAUGUUAAUAUUUAAGGGAUAAAUAAAAUAUCUCUUCAUGGC